AUGUCAGAGAAAAGUGAGGUUGACGGGGCUCAACCGCCACUGAACCCUACAUUGGGCGACAACUCCCCAUCCAACAAUGAAGGAACUGAACCAGAUCUUCCGGAAAAGAGGUUAAAUGGUGGCCUGGAUGCCUGGCUAAGUGUUCUUGCGGGAUUCUGUGUUUUUGUGAAUUCUUGGGGCCUCUUGACGACCUAUGGCUCCUUUCAGGAGUACUACCAGACUGUGCUUCUACCAGAUGAGACACCCUCGACCAUCUCAUGGGUUGGUAGUAUUCAAGCCACCUUGAUCCCGAUGGUUGGUCUUGCCACAGGCCCAUUAGUUGAUGUCGGAUACCUACGACCUCUAAUUAUAUCCGGGAGUUUCCUGACUGUCUUUGGAAUGAUGAUGACCAGUCUCGCCACGUCCUACUACCAAGUCCUCCUAGCCCAAGGUUUCUGCGUCGGAAUGGGCGGUGGCAUCGCCUACAUCCCAGCCUUAGUCGUAAUCUCCACGAAUUUCACCCUAAAACGACCCAUCGCUAUUGGCUGCGCAUCAAUCGGAUCAAGCUCCGCUGCAUCGGCUUUAUCAGUCUGUUUCUCGCCAUCGUCGCCUGCAUCAUCCUCUGUCGGCAUCCGGGUCAAAAAGGCUCACGCAAGGAGUCUCAUUGAUUGGAAGGCUUUCCGUGAACCUUCCUUUAUGAUGUUUUCGCUGUCACUGACCUGUGUCAUGCUCGCGUACUACGUUCCCAUUUUCUAUGUCGCUUCUUAUGCGCGCACAGCUGUGCAUACCACGACCAGUUUGAGCUUUUAUAUGGUUGCUAUCGUUAACGGCUCUUCGGUUAUUGGUCGUGUCGUGCCGUACCUUCUGGUUGCAUAUAUCAAGCCAAUCGGGAUUCUGUUAUUUGCAGUAUCGGCCUCGGCCAUUGCUAUGUUCACUUGGAUUGCUGCUACCGGCACUGGUGGUUUUAUUGUGUGGUCUUGCUACUGGGGAGCUUUAAGUGGUGUUUUGGUCACUGCACCUACGUCUAUUGUGGCACAUCCAGUGUUCUGUCCGGACUCUACAUUCCUAGGGACACGCUUGGGGAUGAUGUGGGGAAUUUCUUCUUUUGGGGCUUUGGCUGGAACGCCUAUUGCGGGUGCUCUGGUGAAUCUGGAUACUGCGUACUUUUUGCGUGCGCAGGUCUUUGCUGGGUGUAUGAUGGUUGGGGCGGUUUUGUUGCAGCUUUGGCCUGCUUUCAGGGUUAUUCGAACAGAUUUAAAGAAACUCAGAGAAAAGCGUACGAAGGCGCAAUCAUGGCUGCAUCUACAUCACCAGAAGCACAGAGCUGCUUUUGGCAAGUUGAAUGGAGUUGCCGCCAAAGUAGCAAUACCCGCUUAA
Molecule: messenger RNA, 1356 nt
Organism: Penicillium canescens
Lineage: Eukaryota; Fungi; Ascomycota; Eurotiomycetes; Eurotiales; Aspergillaceae
Exons: 5
Coding region: 1-1356 (451 amino acids)
Cellular component (GO): fungal-type vacuole membrane
Source: RefSeq, a predicted model, not a curated record